CCCCGAAGAGUUGCCCGGUGGCCGCGGCAGACGGAAGCCGAGCGAGAGCCUCGGCGGCGGCAGGAUGGGAGACUCCAAAGUGAAAGUUGCCGUCCGGAUCCGGCCCAUGAACCGAAGAGAAAUUGACUUGCAUACCAGAUGUGUGGUGGACAUAGAUGCAAACAAGGUUAUUCUCAGUCCUGUAAAUACCAAUGUUUCCAAAGGAGAUGCCCGAAGCCAGCCAAAGGUAUUUGCAUAUGAUCAUUGUUUCUGGUCUAUGGAUGAAUCUGUCAGAGAAAAGUAUGCAGGUCAAGAUGAUGUUUUCAAGUGCCUUGGGGAGAAUAUCCUUCAGAAUGCUUUUGAUGGCUACAAUGCAUGUAUCUUUGCCUAUGGACAGACUGGAUCUGGAAAAUCUUACACCAUGAUGGGCACAGCUGACCAACCUGGAUUAAUCCCAAGACUUUGCAGUGGACUCUUUGAACGAACCCAGAAAGAGGAAAACGAAGAGCAGAGUUUUAAAGUAGAAGUGUCCUAUAUGGAAAUUUACAAUGAAAAAGUUAGAGACCUUCUUGAUCCCAAAGGAAGCCGUCAAACUUUAAGAGUCAGAGAGCACAGUGUGUUGGGACCCUAUGUCGAUGGACUUUCUAAACUGGCUGUCACAGGCUACAAGGAUAUUGAAUCUUUGAUGUCUGAAGGCAACAAAUCUCGUACAGUUGCUGCAACCAACAUGAAUGAGGAGAGCAGCCGAUCACACGCAGUCUUCAAAAUCACCCUCACACACACUUUAUAUGAUGUGAAGUCCGGGACAUCUGGAGAGAAAGUGGGCAAGCUGAGCUUGGUUGAUUUAGCCGGCAGCGAGCGAGCGACGAAAACGGGAGCGGCAGGUGACAGGCUGAAGGAGGGCAGCAACAUUAACAAGUCCCUCACAACCCUCGGUCUGGUUAUCUCAGCCCUAGCAGAUCAGGGUGCUGGCAAAAACAAGAAUAAAUUUGUUCCAUAUCGUGACUCAGUUCUCACUUGGCUGCUCAAAGACAGUCUUGGGGGUAACAGCAAGACAGCCAUGGUAGCUACUGUGAGUCCGGCCGCUGACAACUAUGAUGAAACCCUUUCAACCCUGCGGUAUGCAGAUCGUGCCAAGAACAUUGUGAACCACGCUGUGGUGAAUGAGGAUCCCAAUGCACGGAUUAUCCGGGAUCUCCGGGAAGAAGUAGAAAAACUCCGAGAGCAGCUAACCAAAGCAGAGGCAAUGAAAUCUCCAGAGCUGAAAGACCGGCUGGAAGAAUCAGAGAAGCUAAUCCAGGAAAUGACUGUGACCUGGGAGGAGAAAUUAAGGAAAACCGAGGAGAUUGCCCAGGAGCGACAGAAACAGCUUGAGAGUCUUGGAAUAUCUCUUCAAUCUUCUGGAAUUAAAGUUGGGGAUGAUAAAUGUUUCCUCGUUAAUCUGAAUGCUGAUCCUGCUCUGAAUGAACUUCUGGUUUACUACUUAAAGGAACAUACACUGAUAGGUUCAGCAAAUUCCCAAGAUAUCCAACUAUGUGGAAUGGGAAUUUUUCCUGAACAUUGUAUCAUAGACAUCACAUCAGAAGGCCAGGUUAUGCUGACUCCUCAAAAGAACACCAGAACAUUUGUAAAUGGCUCUUGUGUAUCCAGUCCUAUUCAGCUACACCAUGGGGACAGGAUAUUAUGGGGGAACAACCACUUCUUCAGACUUAAUUUGCCUAAAAAGAAAAAGAAAGCAGGUGGAGAGGAUGAGGAACAAGACACGUCCAUGAAGAAUGACACCAGUUCUGAGCAGCUGGAUGUGGAUGGGGACUCGUCCAGUGAGGUGUCCAGCGAAAUCAACUUCAAUUACGAGUACGCGCAGAUGGAGGUAACCAUGAAGGCUCUGGGCAGUAACGAUCCCAUGCAGUCAAUACUGAACAGCCUAGAACAACAGCACGAAGAGGAGAAACGGUCUGCAUUGGAGCGCCAGAGGCUCAUGUAUGAACACGAACUGGAGCAGCUCCGGAGACGGCUGUCUCCUGAGAAACAAAACUGUCGUAGUUCGGACAAGUUUUCCUUCCACUCACCCAGCGCUCAGCAGCGAUUGAGGCAGUGGGCAGAAGAGAGAGAAGCAACACUGAAUAACAGCCUGAUGAGGCUGAGGGAACAAAUCGUUAAGGCCAAUCUGUUGGUGAGAGAAGCUAGUUACAUUGCGGAAGAACUGGAUAAACGAACAGAGUAUAAAGUAACCCUACAGAUUCCAGCUUCCAGCCUCGAUGCCAACAGGAAGCGAGGCUCUCUCCUUAGUGAACCUGCCAUCCAGGUGAGAAGAAAAGGAAAAGGGAAGCAGAUUUGGUCUUUGGAAAAACUGGACAACAGGUUAUUGGAUAUGAGAGAUCUUUAUCAGGAGUGGAAGGAGUGUGAAGAAGAUACCCCAGUGAUACGGUCUUACUUCAGGCGUGCAGAUCCGUUCUACGAUGAGCAGGAAAAUCACAGUCUCAUUGGGGUGGCUAAUGUCUUCCUGGAGUCCCUCUUCUAUGAUGUGAAGUUACAAUAUGCUGUUCCAAUCAUCAACCAGAAAGGAGAGGUGGCAGGCCGGCUGCACGUAGAGGUGAUGCGCAUUAGUGGUGACAUCGGGGAGAGAAUUGCGGGAGGUGAUGAGGCUGCGGAUGCGUCCUUCGAUAAGGAGGCCCAGGAGAGCAAACUCGUGUGCAUGGUUAAAAUACUUCAAGCCACCGGGUUGCCACAGCAUCUGUCCCACUUUGUAUUCUGCAAAUACAACUUCUGGGACCAACAGGAGCCAGUAAUUGUUGCACCCGAGGUGGAUACCUCAUCCUCUCCUGUCAGCAAGGAACCUCAGUGCAUGGUUGUCUUUGAUCACUGCAGUGAAUUUUCUGUUGGCAUCACUGAAGACUUUAUCGAGCAUCUUUCAGAAGGUGCUUUGGCAAUUGAAGUCUAUGGCCAUAAGAUGAAUGAUCCUCGGAAAAACCCAACCCUGUGGGAUUUGGGGAUUAUCCAAGCAAAAACACGCAGUCUUCGGGACAGAUGGAGCGAAGUCACCAGGAAAGUGGAAUUCUGGGUUCAAAUCUUGGAACAGAAUGAGAAUGGUGAAUACUGCCCUGUAGAGGUAAUUCCUGCAAAGGACGUGCCAACAGGUGGAAUCUUCCAACUCCGGCAGGGGCAGUCCCGGCGAGUCCAAGUGGAAGUGAAGUCUGUGCAGGAAUCUGGGACUUUACCGCUGAUGGAAGAAUGUAUAUUGUCUGUUGGCAUUGGAUGUGUAAAAGUCAGGGCGCCCAGAUCGCCCAAGACUCAUGAAACCAUCCAUGAGGAAGAGGAGGACAUGGACAGUUACCAGGAUCGGGAUUUAGAGAGACUACGUAGAAAAUGGCUAAAUGCAUUAACAAAGCGUCAGGAGUACUUAGAUCAACAACUGCAAAAGCUUGUCAGUAAACAUGAUAAAACAGAGGACGAUGCCGACCGGGAAGCUCAACUCCUCGAGAUGAGGUUGACUCUGACUGAGGAGAGGAACGCGGUCAUGGUCCCCUCGGCCGGCAGUGGGAUUCCAGGGGCCCCGGCAGAAUGGACGCCGGUUCCUGGGAUGGAAACACACAUUCCUGUUAUAUUCCUUGACUUAAAUGCUGAUGAUUUCAGCUCUCAGGAUAAUCUUGAUGACCCAGAAGCUGGUGGAUGGGAUGCUACUCUGACUGGAGAAGAAGAGGACGAGUUCUUCGAACUGCAGAUUGUCAGACAGCAUGACGGAGAGGUGAGAGCGGAAGCCUCCUGGGAUUCCGCAGUGCACAGCUGCCCUCAGCUGAGUAAAGGCACACCUGCGGAUGAGCGAGUGUUUCUCAUCGUGCGGGUGACGGUCCAGCUCAGCCAUCCGGCCGACAUGCAGUUGGUAUUACGCAAGCGCAUUUGUGUCAGUGUUCACGGCCGGCAGGGUUUUGCUCAGAGUCUCCUAAAAAAGAUGUCACAUCGAAGUUCUAUUCCAGGCUGUGGAGUGACCUUUGAAAUUGUCUCCAAUAUUCCAGAGGAUGCCCAGGGAGUAGAGGAACGAGAAGCAUUAGCAAGAAUGGCAGCUAAUGUUGAAAACACGGCUUCUGCUGACUCGGAGGCGUAUAUUGAGAAAUACCUCAGGAGUGUGCUGGCAGUGGAGAACCUUCUCACGUUGGAUCGUCUUCGCCAGGAAGUUGCAGUGAAGGAACAGUUGACGGGAAAAGGCAAGCUGAAUAGGAGGAGUAUUAGCUCUCCAAAUGUGAACAGACUGUCUGGCAGCCGACAGGAUCUUAUUCCAUCCUACAGUCUAGGUAGCAACAAGGGCCGGUGGGAAAGUCAACAGGAUGUAUCGCAAACUGCCGUUUCUAGAGCAAUCACUCCAGCUGCCCCAUCUCCCCCUGGUUGUCCCCAAAAUAACCAUUCUCCUGAUCCAGGACUCAGUAACCUAGCAGCCUCCUACUUGAGUCCAGUGAGAUCCUUCGUGCCGCAGAUGCCGAAGCUGCUGAAGUCUCUCUUCCCCGUCCGCGACGAGAAAAGGGGCAAGCAGCCAUCUCCCCUCACACAUCAGCCCGUGCCUCGAAUCAUGGUGCAGUCAGCCCUCCCGGAUGCCGGGACGCCCAGGACGCUGGAGGCUCAGCGAGAGAGCGCGGGGCUGCGCGGGGCCCCCGACGUGCCCGUGGCCUCGCCGGCCGCCCCCUCGCCCAAGACCUGCGACGGGCCCCCGAGACCCGCGCCCACCUCCCCGGCCCCUGAGGGCGCGGACGGGCCGCCCAGCCCCCUGAGCGAGGCGUCCAGCGGCUACUUCUCGCACAGCGUCUCCAGCGCCACCCUGUCGGACGCCUGCGGCCCCGGCCUGGAUGCUGCGGCGUCGCCCCCGCCCGGCCCCGGCCCGGCCACCCCCGAGCCCGAGCCCCCGGCCGCGCCCGUCACGUCCCGCGCCCUGCCCGGCCCGGCGGAGCGGAUGGCACCGGGAGACGGCGCGGCCGCGGCCCCCGUCGGGGCUGCAGCGGUGAAGCGGGACGAGGCGGCAGGCCCCCCCGCGCCUGACCGGCGGGGCAGGAGUGACCCUGCCGCCGCCCCCCAGAAGCCGGAGAGCCCCCAGCCCCAGGCGAAGCCGGCCGCCGGCCCAGGGCCCGACGUCUCCAGGCCGCCGCCGCCUGCUGACCCCCGGUGCCAGCCGCCCGCUCCGGCCCCUCCCUUCAGGAUCCAGAAGGUGCGGACCUCGGAGCUGAAGUCAUUCACACGCAUACUCGGCGGGGACCCCGGCGGCCCCUUGGGGAGUGAGGAGGACCCGCUGGCCUCAGGGGGCCCGGGCGACGGCAGCGCUGGGGCACAGGCCCCGGUAAGGUUGGAAGUCUCCUCGGAUUCUGAAGAAGCCAGUGAGGUCCCAGAGUGGCUCAGAGAGGGAGAAUAUGUGACCGUGGGCCCCAACAAGACGGGCGUCGUGAGAUACGUGGGGCCCACUGACUUCCAGGAGGGCACGUGGGUCGGAGUGGAGCUAGACUUACCUACAGGUAAGAACGACGGCUCCAUCGGCGGGAAGCAGUACUUCAAGUGCAACCCCGGCUACGGGCUGCUGGUGAGGCCGGGCCGCGUGCGCAGGGCGGUGUGCGCGGGGCGGCGGCGCAGCGCGGGGCUCCGGCCGCAAGGCGCCCCCGAGUCCCGCAGGAGCGGCGCGCUCUCUGGCUCCGCCACCAACCUGGCCUCGCUGACGGCGGCGCUGGCCAAGGCCGAGGGCGCCCCCGGGAACCCGGAGAACCGCAAGUCCUGGGCCAGCUGAGCGGCGGGGUGGCCGCCUCCUGUCCUUCCUGGGCGACGGACAGAGGGCGCGGGGCCCCUCCGAGCCUUUGCGGGAACAGCCCCGGGCGGGCCCUCCAGCCCCUCUCCGUGGGGACAGGCCGGGAAUGCUUUCUGCCCGUCGCGGGGCUGGUGACCUCUCCCUGUUUCUCCCUCUCCCCAGAGAGUGAGGCGGCGUCGCAGCGGGGCCGCGGGUGGAAGGUUCUAGGAGCCCAGCGUGGUCCCGGAUUGUGGAGAGCGGGGUUCCGCCGUCUUCCUGGGCCUGGGGCCGCCCCGACUGCGGCCGCUGUGGCUCUUUUUUCUGUGCUGGUGACCCCGUUAACCUCUUAAUUUAAAGCAUAAUCGUUACUCGUGCCUUUUCCUCCCGCGGAGGCGCCUCGCACCCGCGUAGCCCCCAGCACCCCUCCCCACGUCAAGUGCCUGGGGCCCUGGGCCUGCCCCCUCCCGCCUUUCCCUCUUCCUUUCCACGGGGUUUCUUAGAGCUUUCUUUGUGGAUGUUUUAGGGUCUUUAUACCCAGGAAGUUUUUUCUCUUUGCCAUUUAUUCCCUUAACAGAGUUCUUGGAAUAUAUUUAUUAUAUUUAUUUUUUCAAAAUCCGAAAUUGUUCGCGAGCCACAAUCAUCCUCCCGGUGUGAGUGCCCAGGGCCUGCCUUGCGUCGCCAGCCUCUGUGGCCGCUCGGGAGCUGCCAGCCUCCUGCCUCGGGCGGGCUUCCCGGAGGACGCUGCUCCUCCUCGUGUCCUUUAUCGCAGAAACACAAGUGGCCUUACUCUAAGCUGACAGUGAAAACUUGGAGAAUUCUGUUGUGCUUCUGUGGUCAGUGACAAAGUCGGUCAGAGGCAUCGUGGCCUUGGUGCUGUUUUGGUUCUGGGAGGGUCCUUAGACCAGCUCAGCUUUGUGGCGGUUCUGUGCCCUGAGGCCCGCCCAGCCUGGGGCUGCAGCCUGGCAGGCGGAGGGAGAGCUGCCCACCCCGCUGCCGGCGGGGUUUAUCCCUGGGAGCCUCGCAGAGCCACAGGCCAGGCCGGCCCGGAUGGCGCUGGGGACGGCGUGAAUCAUCCCAGAGCAUCGCCUGGCCCCGCCAGGACAGCCCUGGUCCAGAGCCCUUUCUCCACCGGUGCCUCUGGUAUUACCAGGGUGGUGGCCCAGUGACCUGGUGCCCCAGGUCUGUGGCGGGCCACCACUUGUACUCCCUCGUGUCCUCAGCUGGCUUUCCGAGGGACACCUGCCGGCCGUGUCCCUGAAUUAAGCGCUCCCAACUCUGUGCCAGCUCUUCUGCGGAAGCUCCUUGCCCGCACGGAAGGAAGCUCUCCUUCAGGCCUGUUUUCAGUGCGAGGUUCUCCUCCGUGGAUGCCAGCACCACCGCUCCCUGGGAGGGCGGCUCUCGCUCCCAGAGCCUCAGGUGACCUGCCCGGGGGCAGAAAGUCCGCACCCGGCGCAUUGGAGAGAAGACGCCAUAGAAAUGGGUGGUUUGGGUGUUUGUGACCCUCAUUUACGGAGCCAAGUACUUGCUGGGGCCCAUCUGCCCUGUGACGGGCGUCGCAACCUCGCAGAACGGGCUCGGGACGGUCAGUCGGGGGAUGUGAAGGGUUGGGCUCUUUUUGUCGUCAGUUGAGUUGAAGUGGAAGAGAUGACAGCCGAGUCACUGCCCUGAGCAGGUUUUUGGCCGGAGCUCGCGGGGGGCCAGGAGGAGCCCUGGUGUCUGGAGAGGCCUCAGGCGCCCUUCCCCUUCUCCCGGCCUCCCCUCCGCCUCCUCCCGGGGCCUGCUUUUCAGACGUCCCCAGUUCCGCCUGCCUGAGAGUGUCCCACCAGCCCUGCCCAGCAUCUCUGCCCCCAGGGAAGCAGCGUUUCCUUAGAGCCCUUGACCUUGUGUUGCCGGGACUGGGGGCAGUGGCCAGAGCCCGUUGUGUGCAGAAGUGGUGCUUUCUCCUGGGAGGAAAGCACUGUCGCUGCUCUCGAGUCUGUAGCUCCCAGCUUGCCUGGGGUUUUCUCAGAAUGAAUCGGGUUUGGGCCUGUGCUGGUGGCAUUAGAGAGGCCACGUCGUCCCGUCGGCGUUCCUGGUGAGCUCCUCCCGCGGCCAGAGAGCAACACGCGGGCCGCCCUGGGCAUCCUCAUCUGUCAGCACUGCUGGCAGAAGGCAGCUGCUGGCCUGGCUCUCCUGACCCAGCUCUGGGCCCUGGUUGGCCCGGGACCCUGGAGGGCAGUGAGGCGGCCCCUGGAAGAGCAGAGCAGGGCGUGGGGGCCGUGCUGGGUCCUCGCAGGGGUACGGGGCUGGCAGUCCCGACCCCCGCCCUCUGGCUCCAUGGCCCGCACAUCCCUUUGGGCCGCUGUGUUGGUGGGUGGAGCGGGGGCUCCCGGGACGCUCUCGGCCUCUCUCUCGCUGCCGCCGGCUUCCUGGGCGGCUCGGGGCGGGGGGACCGUCCUGCUCCCGGGUGGUGAAGGAAGCCCGCCCGGCUCCUUGGUGCAGACUCGUGUUAGCUUGUGAAUGGAAGAGCUGCGGUCCCUAAAGCCAGGAGCCGGGCAGUCCCCGCACCCUGAGUUAUUGGGCGGAGGGCGGAGGGUGGAGGGAGGAGGGACUCCCCCUUCCCUGCGUCUUCUGUCCUCGCCUUACUAACACACAGACCUAAUUUUCAAUAAAUGUCAGCAUUAGGAUCCCUGAUGCGGUUCCCAGCAGGUCAGGUUCCGGGAUUUAGUAAGACAGCAGGAGCGGCGGCUGCGUGGCGCUCGGGAGGGACCGUCCGUCUGUGGCUCCCAGCCGCGCGAGGACAGGUCAAGGCCGGGUGGGAGCCCUCCUGGCUUCUGCCUCCUGCUCUGUACACACACGGUCACUGGCCCGGACCCCAGAGGACUGCGGGGGGCAGUGCGGGGGGCUGUCCCCCAUGCCCGGCCUGGCCGGAGGGAGCAGGAGGGCGAGAGAACCUGGCGGGGGGCUGGGGUGGCCGGCCAGCGGGUCAGGCCCCUGUGCUUGGUGAGCUGUGAGCGGGCCCCUUGGAGAGCCGGAAAGGCCUAGGAGGUGUUCAGACCCUCACGCCCCCCCAGCCCCCGUUACUUCCUCCUCCUGGAUUAAAGUUCCCCGUCUGUGAAACUGACCAGGCGGCCACGGGUGCAUAUUUUCUCGGCUACGAUGAGCCACACUUGCCCGAGGCCUGCCUGCUCUCACACGCCGCCAGCUCCCAGGAUCACCGCCCCGCCUGUCUGUCUGUCGCUCCUCAGAUGGACAGACAUCUCUCCGGGAUGGGUUGUGCGGCCUGAGACCCUUGACUCCACUGCCCCCAUUGUCCCCAUGUGCACCCUUCUCUCGGAGGAAUCCUUCAUGCCUUCUGCGUGCUGCUGACUAAUCGUGCUGGGAGAGUCUUGGAGCAGCUCUGUGCGUGGAGUUCUGUAAAUAUGACGGGUUCACAUAAAGGAGUGAUUUUGUUUGGGAGACUGUAUUGAUUUGCUACACAUGAAAUGGGAGUUAAGAAAAAUCCAAAGACUCUGUAAUGAAUUGUAAAGACUUAAUGAUUUGUACUGUAUAAUGAACUAAACCUCUGUAAUUUUGUACCGUAUACGCCUUUCCGUCACGUGACCAACAGCCUCUAAAUAAAACCAUUUGGUCUCCGG
Balaenoptera ricei (Rice's whale) is the source of this 9351-nucleotide messenger RNA. RefSeq names its product kinesin family member 13B (gene KIF13B). NCBI's taxonomy places the organism in Eukaryota, Metazoa, Chordata, Mammalia, Artiodactyla, Balaenopteridae. The transcript has 40 exons. Gene Ontology annotation, biological process: microtubule-based movement; regulation of protein localization. Gene Ontology annotation, cellular component: adherens junction. The record is from RefSeq and is a predicted model, not a curated record. Gene Ontology annotation, molecular function: microtubule binding; cell adhesion molecule binding; microtubule motor activity. The coding region runs from base 65 to 5737 and encodes 1890 amino acids.